Molecule: messenger RNA, 5697 nt
Organism: Salvelinus fontinalis (brook trout)
Lineage: Eukaryota; Metazoa; Chordata; Actinopteri; Salmoniformes; Salmonidae
Product: kinesin heavy chain-like
Exons: 25
Coding region: 343-3222 (959 amino acids)
Biological process (GO): microtubule-based movement
Molecular function (GO): ATP binding; microtubule motor activity; microtubule binding
Source: RefSeq, a predicted model, not a curated record
AGAGCGCAGAGCAACGUGCAGGACGAUGCGGGGGUUUCUCAACUCCGCGCCACUCGUCUCUUCUGAAGGAUAGGCUUUACCUAUCCCCUUGUAAAUUAUAUUUUUGUAGGAUUUUGAUAUUUUUUUUCAUCCAAGACUGUCUCCGGACCAAUAUUUUGCAUUCUGAUCGGAAAAGACGACUGCAGUUGAUUUCACUUGUCUCAACUGAAUACCCACGGCGUAGCGAAAUAGAGGCACUUUGAGUGAAGGACGCGUUGGUUUACUUACAAUCAUUCAACAGAUUAAAACCUUCCGCGGACCAAAGUUGAUCUGGAUAUCUGCUUGCCUGGAUAGAUCGCAACCAUGGCGGAUGCUGCAGCCGAAUACGGCGUGAAAGUAAUGUGCCGAUUCAGGCCACUAAAUGAAUCCGAAAUAACAAGAGGAGACAAAUACAUCCCCAAAUUUAAAGAAGACGACACCGUGGUUAUAACUGGUAAACCAUAUGUCUUUGACCGCGUCCUGCCUCCCAACACAGCCCAGGAGCAGGUCUACGAUGCCUGUGCCAAACAGAUUGUUAAAGACGUCCUUGGAGGAUACAAUGGAACCAUCUUUGCCUAUGGACAGACCUCCUCGGGGAAGACCCACACCAUGGAGGGCAAGCUCCACGACCCCCAGCUGAUGGGCAUCAUCCCACGCAUCGCUCACGACAUCUUCGAUCACAUCUACUCCAUGGACGAGAACCUCGAGUUCCACAUCAAGGUCUCGUAUUUUGAAAUCUACCUGGACAAGAUCCGAGACUUACUAGAUGUGUCAAAGACCAACCUGGCUGUGCAUGAGGACAAGAACAGAGUUCCCUAUGUCAAGGGUUGUACAGAGCGCUUUGUGUCCAGUCCAGAGGAAGUCAUGGAUGUCAUCGAUGAGGGAAAGGCCAACCGGCACGUGGCUGUGACAAACAUGAAUGAGCACAGUUCCAGAAGCCACAGCAUCUUCCUGAUCAACAUCAAACAAGAGAAUGUGGAAACAGAGAAGAAACUGUCAGGGAAGUUAUACCUGGUAGAUCUGGCUGGUAGUGAGAAGGUCAGUAAAACAGGUGCUGAAGGAGCCGUGUUGGACGAAGCUAAAAAUAUCAAUAAGUCCCUCUCUGCUCUGGGGAAUGUCAUCUCUGCUCUGGCUGAGGGAACAAAAACCCACGUCCCGUACAGAGACAGCAAGAUGACCCGUAUCCUGCAGGACUCUCUAGGGGGGAACUGUAGGACCACCAUCAUCAUCUGUGCAUCUCCCUCUAUCUACAACGAGUGUGAGACCAAGUCUACCCUCAUGUUCGGACAGAGAGCCAAGACCAUCAAGAACACCGUGUCUGUGAACCUGGAGCUGACUGCCGAGGAGUGGAAGAACAAGUACAACAAGGAGAAAGACAAGAACAAGAGUCUGAAGAACGUCAUCCACAGACUGGAGAUGGAGCUCAACCGCUGGAGGAACGGUGAGAACGUCCCUGAGGAGGAGCAGCUGAGUGCUAAGGAGCAGAAGCACCUGGAGCCGUGUGACAACACUCCCAUCAUAGAUAACAUGGCUCCAGCUAACGGCCUGGUCCUGGUCUCCACCGAGGAGAAGAGCAAGUACGAGGAGGACAUCAGCAAUCUGUACAAACAACUGGACGACAAGGAUGAUGAGAUCAACCAGCAGAGCCAGCUGGCUGAGAAACUCAAGGAACAGAUGUUCGACCAGGAUGAGCUGCUGGCGUCGACGAGAAGGGACUAUGAGAAGAUCCAUGAGGAUCUGUCUCGUCUGCAGACAGAGAACGAGGCUGCCAAGGAGGAGGUGAAGGAGGUGCUGCAGGCGUUGGAGGAGCUGGCUGUGAACUACGACCAGAAAAGCCAGGAGGUGGAGGACAGGAGCCAGGCCAACCAACAGCUGCAGGAGGAGCUGCAGCAGAGGACUAUGGUCCUGUUGUCAGUUCAGAGGGAGCUGACCACACUCCAGGAGCUCAGUGGACACCAGAAGAAGAGAGCUGCAGAGAUCCUCUACCUGCUGCUCAGAGACCUCAGUGAGAUAGGAGCCACCAUGGGCACCAGCGACAUCAAGGUGAUGGCUGAAGGGAACGGUAACGGUGGAGUGAUUGAGGAAGAGUUCACCAUGACCCGUCUCUUCAUCAGUAAGAUGAGGUCAGAGGUCAAGUCUCUGGUGAACCGCUCCAAGCAGCUGGAAAGCUCCCAGAGUGACACCUCAUGCAAGAUGGCCGCCAACGAGAAGGAGCUGGCUUCCUGUCAGCUGCUCAUCUCCCAGCACCAGGCCAAGAUCAAGUCCCUGACAGACUACAUGCAGAACAUGGAACAGAAGAAGAGACAGCUGGAGGAGAGUCAGGACGCUCUGACUGAGGAGCUGGCCAAGAUGCACGCUCAGGAGAAAAUGCACGAGGUGUCAGUGGUGGACACGGAGAAGGAGCACAUCAGUAGACUGGAGGGUGAAGAGGAGAUUAAGAAGACUCUAGAACAGCAGAUGGAGGCUCACAGAGAGGCCCACCAGAAGCAGCUGGCCCGACUCAGGGACGAGAUCGAUGACAAACAGAGGACGCUGGAUGAACUCACAGAUCUGAACCAGGGCCUGAUGCUGGAGCAGAGGAGGCUGAUGUCUGACCAUGAGAAGCUGAAGGUGGAGGAACAGGAGAAGGACAUGAAGCUCCAGAAGCUGGUCAUCUUCAACGAGCAGAGGGAGCAGGCCAGACAGGACCUGAAGGGAUUGGAGGAGACUGUGGCCAAAGAGCUGCAGACUCUUCAUAACCUACGCAGGAUCUUUGUUCAAGACCUCACAACACGCGUCAAGAAGAGUGCAGAGCUGGACUGUGAGGAUGGAGUGGGCAGCGCCGCCCAGAAACAGAAGAUCUCCUUCCUGGAGAACAACCUGGAGCAACUCACUAAAGUCCACAAGCAGUUGGUGCGUGACAAUGCGGACCUGCGCUGCGAGCUUCCCAAGCUGGAGAAGCGUCUUCGGGCCACGGCCGAGCGGGUCAAGGCCCUGGAGAAUGCCCUGAAGGAGGCCAAGGAGAACGCUAUGAGGGACAGGAAACGCUACCAGCUAGAGGUGGACCGCAUCAAGGAGGUUGUCAGGGCCAAGAACAUGGCCAGGAGAGGAAACUCCGCUCAGAUCGCUAAGCCUAUCCGGCCAGGCCAACACCCCAUGUCUUCCCCUACAGUCGUCAGAGGAGGAGGCCUCUACAGCCACAGCUACAACCACAGCACCAAGUAACCAUGUAGAAUGUAGACCCUGAGUCACAAGUGCAUGUGUGGUAGGUACAGACUGUCCCAUUCCCAGUAAGACCCCACUGUCCUCAUCCUCCUGUCCUUCCUCUGGGUCUAGGAGUAAGACCCCUCUGUCCUCAUCCUCCUGUCCUUCCUCUGGGUCUAAGAGUAAGACCCCUCUGUCCUCAUCCUCCUGUCCUUCCCUGGGUCUAGGAGUAAGACCCCACUGUCCUCAUCCUCCUGUCCUUCCUCUGGGUCUAAGAGUAAGACCCCUCUGUCCUCAUCCUCCGGUCCUUCCUCUGGGUCUAGGAGUAAGACCACUCUGCCCUCAUCCUCCUGUCCUUCCUCUGGGUCUAGGAGUAAGACCCCUCUGCCCUCAUCCUCCUGUCCUCCCUCUGGGUCUAGGAGUAAGACCCCUCUGUCCUCAUCCUCCUUUCCUUCCUCUGGGUCUAGGAGUAAGACCCCCCUGCCCUCAUCCUCCUGUCCUUCCCUGGGUCUAGAAGUAAGACCACUCUGCCCUCAUCCUCCUGUCCUUCCCUGGGUCUAGGAGUAAGACCCCUCUGCCCUCAUCCUCCUUUCCUUCCUCUGGGUCUAGGAGUAAGACCCCCCUGUCCUCAUCCUCCUGUCCUUCCUCUGGGUCUAGGAGUAAGACCCCUCUGUCCUCAUCCUCCUUUCCUUCCUCUGGGUCUAGGAGUAAGACCCCCCUGCCCUCAUCCUCCUGUCCUUCCCUGGGUCUAGGAGUAAGACCCCUCUGCCCUCAUCCUCCUUUCCUUCCUCUGGGUCUAGGAGUAAGACCCCUCUGUCCUCAUCCUCCUGUCCUUCCUCUGGGUCUAGGAGUAAGACCCCUCUGUCCUCAUCCUCUUGUCCUUUCCUGGGUCUAGGAGUAAGACCCUUCCGUCCUCAUCCUCUUGUCCUUCCUCUGGGUCUAGGAGGAAGUCCACUCUGCCCCCUUCCACUCUACUCUGUGGCAUCUUUCAUAGUUUUCACAUACUGUAUGUCUCUCUUUUCCAUUGUACAUGUACAUAUAUAUUUCAUUGUAGUGUUGUCUUGGAUGGGAAGAUGUGUGCUGAUAGAAGGUGACAUGUAUAUUACAGAGGGUGUUAUGCCGUCACUAAGAACCACAUUGUAUAGUAUAUGACAGUCACAGUAAUGUAAACAGGAUCUUGACUUGUUGAAGAAUCCUUUGCUUUGCCGACUGCAUUAGGAAUGUAUGAUAGUUCACCUAAAGAAGUUCAAAGGUCAGACUGGAAUGAUCGUCCACCUGCACUGUGUUUUGCACCAUAUUCAUUUACUUCAGUUGUGAUCAGCACAUUGUUUUUGCUCUAUUGUAUUGGUAAGCAUAUUGGUUAAUGGUUUACCAAUGCUUUUAGAGACACUUUAAUCUUAAAAGAAGCUAAGUCUGAAUGUAAUGUUUUAAUUCACUUACAAAACAAGCUGUGCUCUAUUUAAUCAAUAAGGCCAGAGGGGGUGUGGUAUAUGGCCAAUCUACCACGGCUAAGGGCUGUUCUAAAGCACGACGUAGUGCAGGGUGACUGGAUACAGCCCUUAGCCGUAGUAUAUUGGCCAUAUACCACAAACCACCGAGGUGCCUUAUUGCUAUUAUAAACUGGUUACCAACAUAAUUAGAGCAGUAAAAAUAAAUGUCUUGUCAUAACCGUGGUAUACGGUCUGAUAUACCACGGCUGUCAGCCAAUUUUACCAAGUCUCAAAUUGUGAGGUAGAUUUCAAUAUCCACCAUUAGAGGGCAGUGUUUGACAGCUUAGUGCACUGCACUGUAUCCAUACUAGGCUAAUGCAGUGAUGCUGAUCAGCCAAUCAGAGAUGUUCAUGCAGUGAUCCUGGGGAACAGUGCAAUACACUCUAUAUCCAAAACACAGAAAGAGAAGAUGGUAAAAAUGUAUGUUUUAAUGUAAGCUUUCUACUUACACUGUGGCUCCAAUUGUUUUAGUUAUUUAUCACCGUACUUGCCUCUCACCACUUGCCAAACCGUCAUUGUAAAUUAACAUGUCUUUGUGACUGACUUGCCUAAUAUAAACUAAUUUUAAGUAUGGUCAUGUAAAUAAAUCUCAUCAGGAAGUGAAUUAUGUUUAAUCUGAAUGGAGGUCCAUUCCCCAAGUAUGUGUUGAUAAUUCUGUUAUGCUUUUAAUCUGAUCAUCUCAGAGCAUGAUUUGGGUAUAUGUACAUAAGGUUCUAGAUGUGUGUUCCAUUUGUAAAUGAUUACAUUUUUGCAGCUUUCACCGCCAUGCCUAUAGCUGCUUACCGUAGUAUGGCUAUGGGAUAUUGUAAGACGUUCCCUCAAUGAAGGAACAGCACCACAAGGCAAAUUAGCUUUGAGAUGUUGCUUUGAACUCUGCCUUUGAACAUAUGGAUGGCUCCAAAUAAAAGCAGGAAUAUGAUUGAUUAAUGGCAAUAAUAACUGCAUGGUGUAUAAUUCAUUUUAAAUGUUUAAAUCGGAGCGAAUAAAUAAAGAUAUUUAACAUAAA